Messenger RNA from Manacus vitellinus (golden-collared manakin), 2503 nucleotides. RefSeq names its product shroom family member 4 (gene SHROOM4). The coding region runs from base 1 to 2421 and encodes 806 amino acids. Gene Ontology annotation, biological process: actin filament organization. Lineage: Eukaryota; Metazoa; Chordata; Aves; Passeriformes; Pipridae. Gene Ontology annotation, molecular function: actin filament binding. The record is from RefSeq and is a predicted model, not a curated record. Gene Ontology annotation, cellular component: adherens junction; apical junction complex; cortical actin cytoskeleton. The transcript is spliced from 9 exons.
AUGGAGCUAAACCAGCGGCACAUCCCCUGGGAUGUUCUGGGGGCUGUGCCCCCCCUGACGCCCCUCUCUGUUGCCCAGGUGGAGGAUGGGGGCAAGGCUGCCCUGUCCCGCCGGCUGCAGCCGGGUGACGAGCUGGUGAACAUCAGCGGGACGCCUCUGUACGGGUCCCGCCAGGAGGCCCUGAUCCUCAUCAAGGGCUCCUACCGCACCCUGAAGAUGAUCGUUCGCAGGAGGAGUGUGCCCGUCCUCCGCCCCCAUUCCUGGCACGUGGCCAAGCUCGCCGAAAGCCGCCCCGACGCCCCCACCAUGCACUGCCCUGCUGAUGCCUUCAGCCUCUCAUGGCCCUCAGGGUGUGAUGUCAGUGAGCUGUCCCUGCAGUGGAACCCGCUGUCCCGGCACUGCAGCACCGACCGGAGCAGCUCCAUCGGGAGCAUGGAGAGCCUGGACCACCCUGGCCAGGCCUACUAUGAAGGAGACCCCUCACCCGUUGACCAGGGCAUGUACCACAGCAAGCGGGACUCGGCCUAUAGCUCCUUCUCUGCCAGCUCCAUCGCCUCCGACUGCGCCCUCUCCCUCCGCCCUGAAGAGGCCGUGUCCACUGACUCCAGUUUUCAAGGCGCCUACAAGGCCCCUGACGGGCGCUACCUGACCACAGGGGCUGAGCCAUCUGCCAGCCGGCACCCCGAGGCCUGGCGGGCGCCUGUGCCUCCCCAACCCCCUGUCAGGAGGGACAGCCUGCGGGCAGCCCCGGGCAGCAGAGGGGACAGGCACCGGGCGUCAGUGUCAGCGGACAUGCUGCAUGCCAAGGGCCGGUGGAUCUCCGACACCUUCCUCUGCCAGCGGGAUGGGGAGGCGGAGGCGGUGGGCGGGAGGACGCUGGCACCGUACCCCACAAAGGACCGUCUCUCUGCUGACCAGUAUUACAUGUUGAGCUCCCACCCGGACCAGUGCCCAGCUGAGCCGCUCCUGGGGGAGAGCAUGGAGUCUGAUGACCGGCUGUAUCUGGAUGGCAGCAUGCACCGAGUGCUGGAUGCCACGACAGCAGGUGACAACCCAUUGCUGUCCCCCCUCAAGGGCCACGUGCCACACCGGCACAGUGCUCCCGAGCAGCUGCUGGCCUCCCAGCUCCGCUCCCUCCAGGGGGGCCGGUCCUGGGGUCAUGCUGCUCGCCCCCCUGCUCCACCAGGCGCCUGGCCCCGUCCCGAGCCCCCCGGAUCACUUCGCAGGACUCCUGGGCCCGAUGUUGGCAACGCCGAGAUUUGCAGGGUGGCAGGGGCUGGGGAGAAGCGGCCAAAGGCAAAGAAGCCCUGGGAGAUGGAGGAGCAGCCCCAAAGGCUCAUCCGGAACCCAGAGCGGGGCUGUGCUGGUCCCUGUGGGGUGGGUGAGUGCUCCCCACCCCUGCCUGGUGGCCCCAGCCCAGCUGUGCCAGAGGCACUCAAGCCCAGUCCUGGGGCAGCGGAGGGGGUGAGCUGCCAGGGCAGCCGGCCCCAGCCCCGCCGCGUGGACUCAGAGGAACUGCUGUGGAAUGUGGCAGUCAGGGACCACUCCCUGGCCAAUGUCCAUGCCCCUUUGGCCCCCUUUGGUACCACCACUGAGGUGAUCGGUGAGCUGCUGGUGGCGGGGGAGCGACAGGCCUGGCGGGAGCGUCUCCAGCAGGACUGGCACCUGGAGGCCCUGGCACAGGACAGGCAAGGCUUUGAGCCCAUCUCGCCACCCCCUGGGAGUGUUGCCAGCUCCAGUUCCUUCCCGGUGCACUACACUGCAGCAGCAGGCAAAGCUGAGCCGCUCAGCAAGGUGACAGCACUGCCAGAGGUAGUGGAGGGGAGCUCAGAGGAUGAUGAUGAUGAGGAAGUGGACCAGGAGCUGGUAGAAAAGAAGCUGCAGCUGAUCGAGAGCCUGAGCCGCAAGCUGGCGGUGCUGCGGGAGGCACAGCGGGGGCUGCAGGAGGACAUCAGCGCCAACGGGGCGCUGGGCGACGACGUGUCUGCCCGCCUGCAAGCCCUCUGCACCCCAGGGGAGUUCGACAAGUACCGCCUCUUCGUGGGUGACCUGGACAAGGUGGUCAACCUCCUGCUCUCCCUCUCGGGGCGCCUGGCCCGGGUGGAGGCUGCCCUGGGCAGCCUGGGGCCACAUGCCCCCGCCGAGGACAAGCUGGCCCUGCGGGAGAAGCGGCGGCUGCUGGUGGCGCAGCUGGAGGAUGCCAAGGAGCUGAAGGAGCACGUGGGGCGGCGGGAGGAGGCGGUGGGUGCCAUGGUGGCGCGGUACCUGCCCGCCGAGCACCUCCAGGACUACCAGCACUUCGUCAAGAUGAAGUCAGCCCUCAUUGCUGAGCAGCGGGAGCUGGAGGAGAAGAUCAAGCUGGGCCAGGAGCAGCUCCGGUGCUUGCGCGAGAGCCUUGGCCAGGCCUCCAAGGGCUGCUAACCCCCUACCAGCCUCCCUCUGGGACCCUGGCUGUGGCCCCAGCUUGCUGCCAAAGCAGAUCCAGCCCCUCAUGGGCUCUCCC